GGAGAGCAUCGGUUCAGUCAAUCGUAACAUGUGGUUGAGUUAGGCAUAAUAUACCUGUUACCGUUCCUGUUCAUAAAUUUUCGUGAUUUUCAUUUGCAAGAUUUAUCUUUCCGCUGUAUCAUACGUGCUAAGUAUAUAGACUAAAACAAAAACUUGGCCGUUUUAUAUUUCAUUCGAUUUUUCGGAUCGUUUAGAUAAUUUAUGUUCGACUUUCAAACGUGCAAUUUUUUGUGUCUUUCAUUAAAAUAAAUCAAUUAUCAGAGAAUAUAUUUUCGUUCAGACGAUGCUGUCUGCCUGUAAAACGUGUUGUGGAAGAAUACCGCAACGAUGGGUAUUCGCAAUAAUGGGAUUUUUGGCGCUGUUCAAUGCUUACGCGAUGAGAGUCUGCUUAUCAAUCACGAUUACCGAGAUGGUAGUCCCAAUGCAUAAAAAUGUGACACACGUCGUUGAAAACACUUGCCCGAUUACGGAUGACGAUCGCCAGGAGGGUGAAGAUAUGAGUCCAUCGAACGCGAAGAAGUAUGAGUGGAGCGAGACGAUGCAGGGUAUUAUCUUGUCGUCGUUUUACAUAGGCUACGUGGUAACACAUUUACCCGGCGGGAUGUUGUCGGAAAAAUUCGGUGGAAAAUAUUCCCUUGGUUUGGGCAUAUUGGCGACCGCGGUUUUCACGCUGAUUACACCAUUGGUCGUGGAAUACGGAGAAGCAGUAGGUUUAAUUGUCACGCGUGUAUUAAUGGGCCUCUGCGAAGGGACAACGUUUCCAGCGUUGAACGCAAUGCUCGCACAAUGGACACCACCGGAGGAAAGAUCGAAAAUCGGUUCAUUGGUAUUCGCCGGUGCGCAACUUGGCACGGUGGUUGCCAACUCUUUGUCCGGUGUUAUUCUUCACUAUUCGACAAUGGGAUGGCCGGCUGUGUUCUAUGUAUUUGGUGCUAUCGGGAUUCUUUGGUUUUUGAUAUGGCUGGUAACGUGUUACAACAAUCCAGACACACAUCCAUUUAUAUCUGAAAGAGAACGAAAGUUUCUGCACGAAAGAAUGGACGCUCACACGCAUAAGAAACCACCUUCGGUGCCAUGGAGACACAUUCUUAAAUCUGUACCGCUUUGGGCGUUAGUAGCGGCGCAAGUUGGUCAUGAUUGGGGUUUCUUCACCUUGCUCACCGAUCUUCCGAAAUAUAUGAGCAGCGUGCUUAAGUAUUCGAUCAAAAGCAACGGAUUCCUUUCUUCUUUGCCCUAUUUAACCAUGUGGAUUUGUAGUCUGGUGACAUCCUUUUUAGCCGAUUGGAUGAUCACGAGUGGUAUAAUGUCGCGUACUAACGUACGCAAAUUGGGUACCACCAUUGCUUCGCUCGGGCCAGGAGCCUUUAUUAUAGGCGCAUCUUAUGCCAAAUGUGAUAGAACAACUGUUAUCAUCAUGUUUACCGUUGGCACGACAUUAAUGGGAACAUUUUAUCCAGGAAUGAAAGUGAAUGCCUUAGAUCUAAGUCCAAACUAUUCUGGUACCUUAAUGGCUCUGGUGAAUGGAAUAGGCGCUUUUACCGGUAUUUUGACACCGUAUAUCGUUAGCGAAUUGACUCCGGAUCAAACACUUUCUCAAUGGAGACUCGUAUUUUGGAUUGUUUUUAUUGUUUUCGUCGUGACCAAUCUGAUAUUUAUAUUGUGUGCAAGUGGAGAAGUCGAGUAUUGGAAUGAUCCUGAAUUUGUUAGAAGAGACAGGGAAGAGAGGCGGUUGAAGAUUGCAAAUAAAAAAGCAGAAAAAAAUGAUAAACCUAAAAUAUCACCUUAAUAUGGUUAUAAGUUGAGUAUGAUAAAUUUUUCAUAAUUUCGCGUGACAAUCACGUGCUUUGAUUCUUUUUAAUUUGGACAGAAUAUACAUGAAAUACAUAUUAAAUAUGUAAGUUUUGUGCAUUACACAAGUGAUCCGUUAAACUUCAAACGUAAGAAAUAUGUCCGCGUUGAUAUUCAUGACUAUCUUAUUAUACUCGCUAGAUUUUAUGUUAAUAUAGAAAAAUUAUUCCAUUUACUGGAAUUUUUAUGGAAUGCAUAUUAGAGCCCUCAGUACAACAUAAUCCGUUUCUUUUUAUAAAUUGACAUUUUUUAUUAAUUUCUUUUAUCACUCUUUAUAAAUAUUGAGUAUGACAGUUAUGCAAUGUUGAGUAUGAUAUAAUAAUUUCUGCAUAUUUUUGAAUUGAAGAGAAACAAAACAAAAUAUGGUAUGCGAACGAAUUGAGUGGCUCCAAUAUUGCUUUAAAUUUUUUAGUAGUUGAUAUUUUUUCUGUUUUUUUUUUUCUUCCAUUUAGUCUAAGUUCGAAACGAAUGAUAAAUCGAACAACUGUGUAGAUACAUUUAUAUCAGACAUGUUUAACACACGUUAAUGAGCGAGAAUGAAAAACAUUCAGUUAUUACGUUACAUCGACGUGUUCUCGCGACUAACGAGAUUCAGUGUACCUGAAAAAUAUUGUAACUACGCGUGUUAAAAUAGGUGCAAAUAUCGCUAAUGAUUGUUUUUGAAACAGAUAAGAAAAUGAAAAAUUAUACAUAUAAACGUUUAAAAUAAAACACGUGCGUAUACAUUUAUAUAUAUAA
This is a messenger RNA of Frieseomelitta varia, 2586 nucleotides long. RefSeq names its product putative inorganic phosphate cotransporter. The transcript is spliced from 4 exons. Gene Ontology annotation, biological process: monoatomic anion transport; transmembrane transport. The record is from RefSeq and is a predicted model, not a curated record. NCBI's taxonomy places the organism in Eukaryota, Metazoa, Arthropoda, Insecta, Hymenoptera, Apidae. The coding region runs from base 284 to 1786 and encodes 500 amino acids. Gene Ontology annotation, molecular function: transmembrane transporter activity.